This is a messenger RNA of Lottia gigantea (owl limpet), 1416 nucleotides long. RefSeq lists its product as hypothetical. Gene Ontology annotation, molecular function: protein binding. The transcript has 8 exons. Bases 1 to 1416 code for a protein of 471 amino acids. The record is from RefSeq and is a predicted model, not a curated record. Lineage: Eukaryota; Metazoa; Mollusca; Gastropoda; Lottiidae.
AUGGCAGCCAUUCUGCCACCUAUUGUUGGUCAAAGAACCCAUGUUAACCAACCACCAGCAACAGAAUAUGUUCAACAAAAAUCUAUUCCACCUAUCAAAGGGGGUGUGUUUAAACUUCAACCAGUCAACAAGCCUCAAGGUAAAGCAGAUCGGGAGUUGAUGAAUAAAAGAGUAAAAUUACGUGCUGAGCAGCCAUUGUUAACAAAAACACACACACAGAAAUACAGAAAUACUUACAUACACAAUCUUAGUCUAGACAUGUUGGCAGCUGGAUUUCAUUUAUCAUUUAAAGAGUUAUUUUCUCUGAUUAACCAACAAGAGGCUGAUAGACAGAGGGCCGGUCCCGAGUCUGUCAUGUGGACACAAGUCAUGAUCAUAGACGAGGAGGAAAAAUUAGAUAUGUUACAGAAAUAUCUCACAGAAGCAGAAACUGCUGAAAGAAAAGGAGAGUUUGAGAAAGUUUAUAACGCCCGAUAUGAAUUAGCCGUGUAUUUUGAAGAUUCUGGAGACAAAUGGUUGUCUGAUCAUUUUUAUACGACAUGUCUCUCUACCAGUACCAACGUUAAGUCAGAUGGUGGACGACUCCAGGCUGAGGGAGAACGGAACGUCGGUCUUGCACUGGAAAAAAGUGGACGAUAUUUCGAAGCUGCUGAACAUUUUGAAUUGUAUUAUAAUUUAUCGUGUAACCAUGACGACUGGAUGAAGGACGACGUCACGUUCCAUCGUGAUGCCUGUAUCAAUUUGUAUCAUAUUAAUUCUGUCAUUGGACAGGAAUUACAGGAUUCUGAUCCCGAACAGUCUCUGGAAUUUUUACUGAAAGCUUUUAACAAAGCCAAAGAAAGUUGUGACCGUCAGCUAGAAGGCGAGGCAGCUUAUGAAUUAGGUCUGGCCUAUGAAAGAAAUGGGGAUGGGGAAACAGCUCUAUUGCAUUUAAAUCAUUUCCUGGAGACGUGUAAACGUGCGGAAGAUGAUGAGGGAAUCGGACGAGCUUGUGAUGCCAUUGCUAAAGCUUACUCUAGGAAAGGGGAGGUAAAAGAGAGUAUACAUUAUUUACAACAGUUCGUAGAAACAGCAGAACGAUCUAAAAAAGAAACAGAAUUAAGUAAAGCUUGUCACAAUCUUGGUAACUUGUAUAAUAAACUGGGUAAAUAUGAAGAGGCUGCCGAAUAUUUCAGUAAAGCGUACAACAUCAGUCGAUCAUUAGGAGAAACAGUAUCUAUUAAUACCAACAGAGUCCAGUACGGAAUUUCAAUGGCUCAUCGUAUGAUGGCUGGGUUCGGAGCUCAUCUAGUAGAUAUCAGUCAACCAUCUAUAGAAAGAAUUGUAGAUUGGAAGAGCUCCAGGACGGAUGAAUUCGAUAAACCUUUCCCAGAACCCAGUAAGUCAUCUGCAUUUUUUAGGAGUUUAGAUUAUUAA